Molecule: messenger RNA, 932 nt
Organism: Lytechinus variegatus (green sea urchin)
Lineage: Eukaryota; Metazoa; Echinodermata; Echinoidea; Temnopleuroida; Toxopneustidae
Product: cytochrome c oxidase subunit 6B1-like
Exons: 3
Coding region: 114-362 (82 amino acids)
Cellular component (GO): respiratory chain complex IV; mitochondrion
Source: RefSeq, a predicted model, not a curated record
AUAUGACCUUAACUCAUUGCCGAUGACCUUUCGCCAUUACUCCAUUCUAAUAUCGCACGAAGAAGUGCUAUUUCACACUGAAAUUACCAGCUAAAUAAUCGCAAUAUCACAAUAUGUCGGAAUUCAAGGAAAUUCUUGAGAACUACAGGACGGCACCUUUUGAUGCCCGCUUCCCCAACACUAACCAGACCAAGAACUGCUGGCAGAACUAUGUAGAUUUCCACCGUUGCCAGAAAAAGAAGGGCGAGGACUACGAGCCUUGUGAAUACUUCAGGAGAGUCUACAAGUCAUUAUGUCCACUUGCAUGGGUUGAGAACUGGGAUACUCAGAGGGAAGAAGGGACAUUUGCAUCCAAGAUAUGAUGUGCCACUUGACCUGUAGAUACCGUCAGAUGUUUAUAUUCUACUAGAGUUUAGCACCGUUGUUCCUGUACCUCUAUGAGUUGACAAGCCAAAGUGAAGAACACAUUCAUCAUCAUCUUAAUCUGACGUCAGAAAAAUUUUAAUGCAUCGGACUAAUUAUCUUGAUUCUUAGAACAUGUUAUGUGCAUGCACAAACCAGACCAUAAUUUUUAUUGCCCUAUUUUGGAAAUAUAAAACACUCCAAAUAAAUCCUGAGUAAAUAAAAUAUAUGUUUUUAUUGCACAUUGUUCUGCAAUAUUUUUGCAAGAUGGAGAUUUAUUACGGUGGUUCAUAACAAAAUUAGAAUUUGAAAGCAUUUUUUUCAUUGUCCAUCCAAGAACAUGAGGUUCUUCUCAAAUGAAUUCUUUAAAUUUUAUCAUUUGAUGGUUGUGUUUUUGUAAAUACUACCCGAGCAAUUGUUCUUCACUUAUCAGGUGUGUUGUGCUUACUGUGGAUUCUAAUUAAUUAAAUUAUCUUAGGAAUGAAGAAAUAUUAGUUUAAAACUGAUAUUUGAAUAAAUUUUGAACUCUA